This is a messenger RNA of Emiliania huxleyi CCMP1516, 2040 nucleotides long. RefSeq lists its product as hypothetical. Gene Ontology annotation, cellular component: plasma membrane. The coding region runs from base 1 to 2040 and encodes 679 amino acids. NCBI's taxonomy places the organism in Eukaryota, Haptophyta, Isochrysidales, Noelaerhabdaceae. Gene Ontology annotation, molecular function: oxidoreductase activity. The transcript has 3 exons. The record is from RefSeq and is a predicted model, not a curated record.
AUGGGCGCGAUUGCUGAUCAUUUCGCCACCUGGACCGCCGCAGGGCUGUUUGUACGGCUGUGCUGCGUGUUCUCCUUUGUCUGGAUCGUCAUAACCACCUUUGCGCCGACACCGUACGGCCUGUUGGAAUACCGCAACUCGACGGCAGAUGGAGGCACAUACGGCAUAGGAGGAUGGGGCCUAUGCCCCCGCGAGACUGUGUGUGCGGAGGAGUGGUACACUAUCGCGCUGCUCGCCGUGUCGCGAUCGAGCGCCUACCUCAACUACCCGAUGAUGAUGCUCCUUUUCCUCUCAAAGACAAACCAUCUGCGAACGCUCCUGCAACAAACCUACCUCUCCAUCUACAUCCCAUUCUACGAUCUGCACGCGAUCCACACCCUCGCGGGCCACAUCGUAGCGCUGGACUACUCCCUCCACUCGGUCUGCCACAUUGUCCGCUGGGCGCUGCAGGGCAACGCCAAACUGCUGCUCACGCACCAAACGGGCGUGAGCGGCCUACUCUGCUUUGUGCUGAUUCCCGUCAUCACGGUCCCCCUGUCGGUGGCGUACAUCAAGAAGCGCAUGGCGUGGGAGUGGCGCAAGGGCCUGCACUACCUCUCCAUCGUGUGGGGCAUCACGAUCUGCUUCCAUGCGCCGCUCAUGGACAUCGCCUGGUUGAUGGGCGUCCCGGUCGGCAUGUACCUAGCCGACAUGCUUAUUGGCUCGGUCUGGCGCACCUACCGCGUCGACACGUCCAUCUUCUACCGGCUCGAAAACGGCGUCGAGCUCACCUUUGAGCACCCGCCCGGCUUUCACUUUCAAGGCGCGGGCUACGUCCUCGUCUGCCUUCCCUGGAUCUCGCAGUACCAGUGGCACGCCUUCUCGCUUUUCGCCCACAGCACCAAGCCCAACCACGCGUGCGUGUGCAUGUCCGCGGUCGGCGACUGGACCAAGUCGCUCCACGCUCACGUGCAGGAGCCGACGCGCCGUCCGGCGUGGAUCAGUGGCCCCUUCGCGUCGCCCUACUCGACGGCUGGCGAGUAUGAUAACCUGAUCCUCGUCGCGUCGGGGAUCGGGAUCACGCCCGCCCUCUCGCUAAUCACGACCUACAAGGAGAAGCGGCGCGUCAACCUCAUCUGGUCGUGCCGCGACGCCUCCCUCGUCGAGUUUUACCUCGACAAGUGCCAGUUCAGCACGGACGGGUGGACUCUUAUUUACUACACUGGCAAGCGGCAGCUCGAGCUCCCGCGCGCGCUGCCGCCGACCGUGCUGAUCUUCAACGGGCGGCCCGACCUGCAGAACAUCGUCCAAGAGAUGAUCGUCGGCGUCGAGACGGGCGGCGGCCUGCCUGAGGACCUGCUCCUCGAUGCUGAGAAGCUCGAGGCGGACCUGCUCCGGAGUCAGCUGCAUGACGACCACGCCUCGAUGCGGUCGGAGCUCCCCAGCGUCAAAGAGGACGAGGUGGUGCUGGACGUCAAGUCCAGCCGAUCGACAUCGCCGUACCGCAAAACCGCCGGUCUGCCCACCACGUCGUCUGAACGGUCGUCGUCGCCCUACAAAGGGAACCGCGACUCCUUCUCGCGACGGCUGAGCCUCGAGGCGUUCGACGACGGGAUCAAAGACAUGGUGAAGCGCGUGGCGAACUCGCUGACUUCCCGAGGGAGCGCUGCGGAGCGGCGGAGCGUCGCUCCACGGGCCUCCAUAGGGUCGACGAAGUCCAAGAUGUCCGCGUGGGAGGGAUCAUCGCACCCGGGCGAGCUGAUGAGCCGACGCUCGAUGGAGAGAGAAAUCAUGACGAAGGUCAAGCACGAGCGUGCGUCGGUCGGUGACCGCCGCUCGCAGGCGCAAUCCCGCUUUAGCCAGGCGGGAAGCGCGCCCAGGCCUCCAAAACCCGAGGAGAAGGGGAAGAGACAGGGAUCCUUCGUCGAGCGGAUCGGGCAAGCGCGACUCGCCACCUGGCAGAUGCUCUACUGUGGCGGCAGCCAGCCGGUGGUCGACGCUUUGCGCGGCAUCGAGCGAGACUUCCGCGUGCAGCUGCGGACGGAGAAGUUCGACUGGUGA